Messenger RNA from Pecten maximus, 1999 nucleotides. RefSeq lists its product as uncharacterized. Lineage: Eukaryota; Metazoa; Mollusca; Bivalvia; Pectinida; Pectinidae. Bases 497 to 1552 code for a protein of 351 amino acids. The record is from RefSeq and is a predicted model, not a curated record. The transcript has 8 exons.
AUGAUAUUCCUUUCCAUUGAAUAUGAUUCAAUAGUUGAACAGCUACAGAGGCGCUGACUUCACUUAAUGAAUUCUUUUUGAGGGAGAUGACAUUGAAGACAUUGUGUGAACGUUGACUCGCAUGACUGGACACCUUCUUCGGCUUGGGGGAGUUAUGGACCGGGAGAUAGACUUUCUCAGGUGUGAGCCGGUCUAACACUGGUUGCGAAGGAACGUUGAUAUGGAUGUUUAUACAAAUACACUGAAGGACUCAUAUGCGCUGUAAACACGCUGACUUAUAUAUUACAGAAUAUCUUUCUGAAUUUCAGACGAAGUUUAUACAAAAAUAAUAUUAUGAUUUAAUAAGUUUGUGAUUAUAUCGCAAUCUGGAUAUACUAAUUCUGGUGUUAAGCUGCGUUUGUCGGAAACAGGAGAGGAGCCUAUUUCUCAUGUUACCAUGACAAGACCCCAUUGUGCAUAGUGAUAAAUCUUCCUACGCCAUCCUUCAGUAACCAGUAUGGGAUGUGGCGGUUCUAAAGACACAGAUGAGUCCGCAAAAAAACCUAGGACGAACCAGCCAGCCGAGGACAACGUUUCAAAUGUUGAAAACCAAACUGAGGAAACCAGUGAGGUAAAUCACAAUACUGAUGACGUCACAUCAAAUCGGAAGAAGUCUGUGAAUAGUAACAACAACAGCAAGGGAGGUAACCGGACUUCCGGUAGAGGAAGGGGUGGACAAUCCAACAACGCAUACAAGAGCAACGGAAAACGCCAGGCUCCACCAAAAAGUAAUAAAGGCAACCGGCAAUCCGUCAACGAGAAAGGUUACAAGAAACGCAUCAGAGAGCAACUUUGGCAGGCUACAGACGGAAAGGAUGAGUUGGAAUUAGAGAACGCCAUCGCUGCAUUUGAGAAAAACAAACUUCAGGACAAUGGUGACUUGACGGAUGCCAAGGAGAAACUCGCUUACCUCAAUCUGAGGAAAGAGGUACGGGAUGCAAUCCUGAGGCGCCACCCCGGUGUACUAGACAAGGCUAUACAAAACGUAGAGGAAUCCCCGUACCAGUCAAACCUACAGCACUAUUUGGACCGGGCCCGGGAACUGAGACAUCACUUAACGGAGCUGGACACAUAUCGUCACGAUAUCCUGGAGAUGGACCAGGCCACCAUCUCAGAGAUUCGAUCUUACCACCACCCACCAGAUGGCGUUCGUGAGACCAUGAUGUCUACCUACCUCAUACUGGGCUACGAGGAAGACAAGUUGAUGGACUGGUCAGACAUUCAGUGCCUUCUUGGUCGGUACGGUAAAGAAAGUCUGAUGCGAGAGGUCAAAAACGCCGACACAGUGAACAUGACCGACCGGACGGUGUCACGUGUUGACGAUCUACAAUCGAAAUUUACGUCAGACAAGAUCCGUGCUGUGAGUUGUGGAGCCGCCACAUUCUACGUCUGGAAUAACAAUAUGUGUGAUAAGUUCUCCAAAGACAACGCUGGUGGUAAGAAGUCUACAGCAUCAAAUGAGGCACCUGUCACCCCGGCCAGUACGAAAGAACGGAAGAAAAACAAAGGCUAGCUUCGGAUAUAUGAUGACAUUCACUUCCGUUUUUCGAUCCAGGCGAAAUCUGUGAUUCUUUUUUUUGUAGGAUUUUAAACUGUAUCAUUACCAGGUUAAAUAUUCCGAUCGCUCAAAUAUUUGCCUAGUUAUUUAACUAAAUAUCAAUUUCCUAGAACAUUGCCGAAAGGGAAAUCAACGCAUUAAGCUGUCGUUACAAUUCCUUGUUGGAAAAUGUACGAAAUAUGACUGCCAUAAUGAGGAUAUUUACUUACGCAUGCUGAUUGGAGAAAAGCAACAAGCUUUGACAAAAUCUGUGAUAAAAUUAACUCUUAUUACAAAAAAUAUGUACAAUGCUGUGUAGUGUCAUUGGUCAUUUUUCUUUUAGAAAUAUUUAUUACAUUAAUUUAUCUUCAUCUUUUAUAGAACUAGAGUUGGUAUUGUAUUUAUUGUAUUGCACGUUUUCAC